AUGCCCAAACUCGAGCCGUCUCCAGAGCUCACGUUCCCCCCGACGCUAGCAGAUCUCAGCAGGAAUGCGUCGGUCAUCUCGACGUCCAGCUCAGACUCGGGCUCUCCACAUAUCGUGACCACUCCGAAGGCGCGGCCGCUGCGUACCUUCACCUCGCCUCGUUCCAGGAGUCCACGAAGUCCAUCAGGUGUCCGCGCCUCCUCUAAACCUCCUGCGUACUUGAAUAAGGAGUUUGGUUUGAUGGACGAUCCUGCUGAAGUCGAGGCAGCCACGGCACGCGCGCGUUCGGGCUCUCGCAAACCGCAAGGUCUGCCAUCGGUCAGAGAUUUCGCAUUCGCGGCCACAUUGGGCGAGGGAUCGUAUUCGGAGGUCAAACGGGCAACAUAUCUGCGAACAGGCCAGGAAUUUGCUGUCAAAGUGUUGGAUAAAGCAUUCCUCAAACGCAAGGGGAAGAUGUCUACCGCUCUGGACGAGAAGAACGCCUUGGUUAGGCUCAGUUCUGGUCACCCUGGCAUCGUGAGGCUCCACCACGCCUUCCACGACCAAUAUCAAUUAUAUUUUGUAAUCGACCUCGUUCCCAACGGGGAGAUGCAAACACUCUUGUCUCGCAUCGGCUCUCUCUCGAUAACAUGUGCUCGCUACUACUCCGCACAGAUCGUCGACGCCCUUGCCUUCAUGCAUGCUAAGAAUGUUGUCCACCGGGACCUCAAACCGGAGAACCUACUCCUGGACGAGAACUUUCGUAUCAAAAUAUGCGAUUUCGGUACGGCUAAGAUUCUAGAACCAGGGGCUGAGCCCGAUCAAACUUUCGUGGGCACUGCACAAUAUGUGUCGCCGGAAAUGAUACAAAAGAAUGAAACCAGCUUCAGCGUGGACUUCUGGGCAUUGGGUUGUAUCAUAUACCAAAUGAUAGCGGGUCGCUUCGCUUUCCAGGGCCUCUCUGCAUACAUCACUAUGGAGAAGAUUAAGAAGGUCGAAUAUGCUUUCCCAGAAGGUUUUGAUGAGGAAGCGAAGGACUUGGUUCAGAAGCUUCUGGUCCGUGAACCCACUGAACGCCUGGGUGCCGGUGCCCCUGGCACUCCAUAUGACAUGCACGCCUUGCGUUCACAUCCAUUCUUAUCGGUGAUUGAAUGGGAAACCUUAUGGAAUGGAUCGGUGCCUCGUCUACAGCCUGGGAUGUUGCAGAAGGAUCAUCCCCUGGCCAAGGGAAGCGGCAACUGGGAGGACAUCAUCUCGACCUGGGACGACAUGACCAACGGUGACGAUGACGACGAAAUCAACUGGGCAUCCGAUGCCGACAGACAUGGGCCGCUAUUCUCCCGGCAGAACGGAUUCGGUCAACCCAACGGAUACAACACCGUUCCUAUACCGGUGGUGGAUAUUGGACCUAUGGACGAAAUAGCUGACUAUUCGGAUGCACGUGCUGAGAAUGUAGCGGGUGUUUCGCCAUUGGAGCACGAAUCGGUGCGAGAAGAGGUUGCGGAAGCUAGGUUAGGCCAGUCUGCUGGGCAGGAUGGGGACUCGCCGCCUGGAACGCCGUCCACUGCGUCCGAUGGUGCAACGGAAGAGAGAUUGGGAUUGGCUAUGAACUCACUCGGGCUUUACUCCAAGCCGCCAUCCUCGAUGCCCCCAGAACAAGCGGAUGACGAACGAGGCCGUAGCACCUUACCAACUCCUCUUGAAUUCAACGACCCGAUUAAGUCCACUGAUAUCUUACCAUUGCUGCAGGAGGAAGAGAGGAUUUUAUUCAGAUCGCUCGUCGAGUCAAGAUCACUUCGCCGUCGCGCGAGUAAACUCAUCGCUCGUUCCGUCACCGCUUUCAAACCAAAGACGCGACAUCUCGUUCUCACUACGAAGCGUUUGCUGUGCAUCAAACAGCGGAGAAAACACGGCGACACACUUCAUGUGAAGUACGAACUUAGCCUGAAACCAUCGGAGAAAUCGAAGGAGCGAGGAAAAGACAUCCGUGGAUACGUCAUGAGCGUAGCAUCGAAGGGGGGAAGAGAGUUCGUCGUCCUCACUUCUAUGAAAUCCCAGUCGUUUGCUGCCGAAGACGCAACAACUGCCCAAUUGUGGAUAGAGAAGAUCGAACAAGUAGUGGAAAUGUACAAAAGCAACCUUCCUUCGCAAGCACGGACAUAG
This is a messenger RNA of Pleurotus ostreatus (oyster mushroom), 2142 nucleotides long. Its product is annotated as pkb-activating kinase-like protein. Gene Ontology annotation, biological process: intracellular signal transduction; peptidyl-serine phosphorylation. The transcript has 9 exons. Lineage: Eukaryota; Fungi; Basidiomycota; Agaricomycetes; Agaricales; Pleurotaceae. Bases 1 to 2142 code for a protein of 713 amino acids. Gene Ontology annotation, molecular function: ATP binding; protein serine/threonine kinase activity. The record is from RefSeq and is a predicted model, not a curated record.